Messenger RNA from Sitodiplosis mosellana (orange wheat blossom midge), 1733 nucleotides. Its product is annotated as probable cytochrome P450 49a1. Gene Ontology annotation, molecular function: heme binding; monooxygenase activity; oxidoreductase activity, acting on paired donors, with incorporation or reduction of molecular oxygen. Lineage: Eukaryota; Metazoa; Arthropoda; Insecta; Diptera; Cecidomyiidae. The annotation marks the transcript as partial. The record is from RefSeq and is a predicted model, not a curated record. The transcript has 4 exons.
UUAACAAAGUGGUGAGCAUUUGUUUGCGUGCAAUAUUUACUCUCCCAUGCGCGCUGUCUUCUUUCUUCUCUUUGCUCCUUAUUUUUCAUCCAAAUAAAUUUCAAUGUCUCGGCUACCGUUUAAGCUCAACCAAAGCGAACGAGAGAAGGGAAAACAAUUCGUUCACUCGCUCGUCUGCGCUCUACCUCAUGCAAAUGUAUGCAAAUCACUCAGAGUCUAAUAUACUUUUUGCACAUAUUUCAACAUCAUCGUUGUAUGUUUCCCAUUCAUGCAAAUACACGAAAAUAGACGCGAACGAAUAAGAAAAGAAAAUCGAAGAAAUGUUGCCAUCGAUACAUAAUUUAGAUAAAAAUAAAAGCGGUUAGAGUUCAUAUUCUCGAUAGUUUUCCUCUUUGUUUGCGUAAGUGUCUGGUCGAACGAGUAAUAUUCUUGGCAAUAUUACAUGAAUCGAAUGGCGCUCAUCAAUCAAAUUACCUUUCAAACGGAAAGAAGUGUGCAUUGCGCCAAGCUCAGUUUCAGUUUCAGUUUCAUUCUAGCUCAGUUUAUGUUUGCAUGUGCUGCUGCUGCGGCUGCUGCUGCUGCUGUUGUUGUUGUGGUUAUUUUUGUUGUUGUUUUCUCUUUCGGCUGGCAUUGCUGGUUAUUGUUAAUAUUUUAUUAUUCUUCUUUUCCAUUUCAUUCACUUUCUCGAUAUUACGUUGACCUUCAUUACAUGACAAUAUGGCUAACGAAGUGCCAUGCAGAAACACAUAAAAUGUAGCGAAUGCUCUUGAAAGAAUGUGAUAAUAUGGGUGAAAAUAAGAAAACUUUUCUCUUCUCUUCUUUCCACCGGUUUGAUUUGUGUGUAUGGUAUUACUGCUGCUGCUUAUUCUUCUUCUUCUUCUUUCGUUUGCAUGAACUUGCACAAUGUUGCGAAGCCCACUCAAUGUUAACAUACGAUCAUUGGAACCGGUUCUGUACAUUAUUUCAUUGCAUUGUUAUUUCCAUACAUAUUUUAAAUGGUCUAUUUAUAAACGGAGCGUGUUUUCAUCAUCUCUCGAACAGAACCAACGCACAAAACAAUAAGGAAGAACAAUCGGUUGAUUUUUUUCUCUUCGUAUUAUCGUUUCUUUUCUUUCUUUCGUGAGCACAGAACGUGAAUAAGAACCAUUAAGGAUGGGCACCCGGACAGCAACCAAUUCACUUGUGAAACGUACCGCGUUUUCGUCAGCAAUCAACAUUUUUCCAAAUGAAGUGCCGACAUCGACGACGCCUGAGAUUGUCGCCGAAAAUGAGUCCACGAAAAAUGCACAGAUUCGACCAUACUCAGAGGUGCCCGGCCCAAAGGGACUACCACUCAUCGGAAAUUCAUGGCGUUUCGCACCACUUAUCGGUCAAUAUCGUAUUCAAGAUUUGGACAAAGUCAUGUACUCACUGAACAAACAGUAUGGGAAAAUCGCAAAAGUUGGUGGUCUUAUUGGGCAUCCGGAUUUAUUGUUCGUGUUUGAUGGCGAUGAAAUUCGAAAUAUUUUCAAAAAAGAAGAAACUUUACCACACAGACCGUCAAUGCCAUCAUUACAUCACUAUAAAUCGAAGCUGAGGAAGGAUUUCUUUGGUGAUGACGCUGGUUUAAUUGGAGUGCAUGGCGAAAAAUGGGAUAAUUUCCGUGCACAAGUUCAACAUGUGAUGCUGCAACCGUCAACCGCUCGCAAAUAUAUUAUGCCACUUAAUGAAAUUGCCAACGAUUUCAUGGAUAG